AUGACCCCCACCCUCACGGCCCUGCUCUGUCUCGGGCUGAGUGUAGGCCCCAGGACCCGAGUGCAGGCAGGAAUCCUCCCCAAACCCACCAUCUGGGCUGAGCCAGGCUCUGUGAUCCCCUGGAGGACCCCUGUGACCAUCUGGUGUCAGGGGAGCCUGGGGGCCCAGGAGUACCGCCUGCAUAAAGAGGGAAACUCAGGGACCUGGGACAAACAGAAGACACUGGAGCCCGGGGACAAGGCCAAGUUCUCCAUCAGAUACAUGACAGAUGUAUAUGCAGGACGAUAUCUCUGUUACUGUCUCAGUCCCACUGGCUGGUCAGAGCCCAGUGACCCCCUGGACCUGGUGGUGACAGGAUUGCAUGACAAACCCAGCCUCAUAGCCACGCCCAGCCCUGUUGUGACCUCAGGAGGGAACGUGACCCUCCAGUGUGGCUCAUGGGUGGGACUCUACAGUUUUGUCCUGAUGAAGGAAGGAGAACGCCAGACCUCCUGGAUCCUGGAUUCCCAGCCAGCCCCCAGUGGGGGGUCCCAGGCCCUGCUCCCCGUGGGCCCUGUGACCCCCAGCCUCAGGUGGACGUUCAGAUGCUAUGGUUAUUACAGCAACACCCCCCAGGUGUGGUCACUCCCCAGUGACCCCCUGGAGCUGUUGGUCUCAGGUGUGUCGGGCAAGCCCUCCCUCCUGACCCAGCAGGGCCCUGUCGUGACCUCUGGACAGAGCCUGACCCUCCAGUGUCGCUCUGAUGUUGGCUACGACAGAUUCGCUCUGUCCAAGGAGGGAGCACGUGACCCUCCCCGGCGCCUUGGCCGGCAGCCCCAGGCUGGGCUCUCUGGGGCGAACUUCGACCUGGACCCUGUGAGUCCCUCCCACGGGGGCCGGUACACAUGCUAUGGUGGACAGAACCUCUCCUCCGCGUGGUCGGCCCCCAGUGACCCCCUGGACAUCCUGGUCGCAGGACAGCUCCCCUACAGACCCUCCCUCUCAGGGCAGCCAGGACCCAUGGUGACCUCAGGACAGAAUGUGACCCUGCUGUGUCAGUCAUCGAGCUCUGUGGAUACUUUCCUUCUGUCCAAGGACGGGGCAGCCGAUCCCCCGCUGCGUCUUAGAUCAAAGCACCGAGCUGGGCAGCACCAGGCUGAAUUCUCCAUGAGUCCUGUGACCUCAGCGCACGGGGGGAUCUACAGGUGCUACGGCUCACUCAGCACCUCCCCCUACCUGUUGUCACAGCCCAGUGACCCCCUGGAGCUCCUGGUCUCAGGAACAGCUGACACCCUGAGCCCACCCCAAAACAAUUCAGACCCCAGCAGUGGUAAGUAG
Molecule: messenger RNA, 1317 nt
Organism: Odobenus rosmarus divergens (Pacific walrus)
Lineage: Eukaryota; Metazoa; Chordata; Mammalia; Carnivora; Odobenidae
Product: leukocyte immunoglobulin-like receptor subfamily A member 6-like
Exons: 7
Coding region: 1-1317 (438 amino acids)
Biological process (GO): cytokine-mediated signaling pathway
Molecular function (GO): inhibitory MHC class I receptor activity
Source: RefSeq, a predicted model, not a curated record